Molecule: messenger RNA, 876 nt
Organism: Caenorhabditis remanei
Lineage: Eukaryota; Metazoa; Nematoda; Chromadorea; Rhabditida; Rhabditidae
Exons: 7
Coding region: 1-876 (291 amino acids)
Biological process (GO): positive regulation of protein phosphorylation; signal transduction
Cellular component (GO): cytoplasm; nucleus
Molecular function (GO): protein kinase activator activity
Source: RefSeq, a predicted model, not a curated record
AUGUCUCUUCUCAACAACAAUAUCUCGGAAAUACUUCAACGUGGCGACACACCCGGUAAACAAAGAUCGGAAAUUCUGCCAUCCGCUCCACGAAGAACUACACCGCCUACGGGCGCCAUAGUUGCUGCAAGCGGAGACGAAAAGCGAAGAGAUUCCCAGCCGUUGUUUACAGUCAUGGCUAGCUUUCUCGAUUUUCUGCAGGUCAACAAACACAAGACAUUUCGACCGAAAAAGAAGUUUCCACAAGGCACUCUUCGCUACAGUCUUCACAAACAAGCCGAAGCUACACUGCAUUCAGGAGUGGACCUUCGUCAUGCGGUCAAAUUGCCUCCUAGUGAAAAUUUCGAUGAUUGGCUAGCGGUGCAUACCGUGGACUUCUUCAAUCGUAUCAAUUUGAUGUACGGUACGAUUUCAGAUGUUUGCACUCGAGAAUCGUGUCCAACAAUGUGUGGAGGUUCUCGUUAUGAAUACUUGUGGCAAGAUGGACUGGAAUACAAGAAACCCACAAGACUCCCAGCUCCUCAGUAUAUGCAGCUGCUAAUGGAUUGGAUUGAAGUUCGCAUCAAUGAUGAGAGCAUAUUUCCAUCAAGCACCAAUGUGUCAUUCCCAAAAGAUUUCCGUCAAAUCUGCAAGAAAAUUUUGACUCGUCUUUUCCGUGUUUUCGUCCACGUCUACAUUCAUCACUUCGAUCGGAUCCGAGAAUUGGGUGCUGAACCACACGCAAAUACUCUUUACAAACAUUUUUACUUCUUCGUCACAGAGUAUGGAAUGGUUUCUACUAAAGAAUUGGAAGCUUUGAAGGACAUGACCGAACGUCUUUUGGAACCAUCGAAUCGUCGUGCUCCAAUUCCUUCUGCAAAUGCUUUCCGUCAAUGA